GCCACAGUAGAUUAUGAUGUAAACAAAAAUUAAAUUUCCAACGAUAUUUUGCAUGCUAAAACGGUUUUUGGUUGUAAAUUUUUGAAAAAUCGUAUUUUUGUAUGUGAUUUUGUAAAAUUUAAAAUAUAAUUUCAUCUAACAUCGAAAGGAUGUCCGAUCCAGUGCUGCUCCGCCACCUCAAAGGGCACCGAAGUCGAGUAACGGGAAUUUCGUUCCACCCGGAAAGCAACCGGUUCGUGUCCGGCUCGACAGAUCACACGGCCAUCGUUUGGAACAUAAACGAACAGGUACGGUGCAUGCGCUUUGAAGCCCACACGGAUGUUGUGAACGACAUCUGCUGGUCGCCGGAUGGCCGGAUUGUGGCAUCGGCUUCCAAGGAUCGCACCGUCAAAAUCUGGGUCCCGUCGUUGAUGGGCAACUGUGACGAGUUUCGGGCGCACACGUCCAACAUCCGGUCGGUGGAUUUCGACUCAAAAGGGAAGAAGCUGAUUACCGCGUCGGACGAUAAGUCGGUCAAGUUGUGGAAGGUGUCGCGGAAGCAUUUCGUAUCCUCGUUUACCGGUCAUACCAACUGGGUGCGAUGUGCGCGGUUCAGCCCGAACGAUAAACUGAUAGCUUCGUGUGGGGACGACCGGGCGUUGAAGCUGUUCGAUCCACAGUCCGGACAGUGCGUGCACAGCUUCGUGGAUCAGAAGGGAGCGGGAAAUAAAGUCGCUUGGCAUCCGGAUGGAACGCUCGUGGCCAUUGCAUUGGACAAUGCCAGGGUCAAGAUUUUCGACAUCAAGAUUCGGAAGCUGAUCCAAUACUAUAGGAUCUUUGAGGGUUCAAUCAACUCGCUGGAUUUCCACCCUUCGGGAAAUUAUCUGAUCACUGGAAGUGAUGAUGGCGCGGUGAAGAUUAUUGAUCUAUUGGAAGGAAGGCACAUUUAUACGCUGACCGGCCAUACCGGACCAGUUACGGCGGUGAAAUUUGCGGCAAAUGGACAAGUGUUUGCAACCGGAAGCGAUGAUCGACAUAUCAUGAUAUGGAAGGCAAACUUCAAUGGAGAAUCGUCAGAAAAUUCGCUAUACUCGUCAGAGUGUAGUGACAUACAGUUGCAGCAGAAUAAUUCUCGGCCGAGGUUCCCGAUGCCCUCGAGUAAAAAACUCAGCUAUGAUUCUCACGGUACCGACGAAGACGAGGAAGUUCGGUUCAUCAAGGGUAAGGAAAACCAUCCGGAUACUAGCAUUCUGGUGGAUGCCAGAAAGACGGACAACUUCCACGUAACAGAUGUCCACGAGGUUAGCGAUUAGUUUUUCUUCAAUCCUUAUUCUCAUAUAUUAUGGUAUUUAAGCGUAAUCAUCGGUAAUUUUAAGGAAAUUGUAAUAAGACUGUGCCAGAAGCCUAACCUUCGCUGUCUGUCGGAAUCCUGCUUGAAUCCGUCCGCUGGCGGUAUUGGAUACGACUCCAGCAAAACUAGCUCCAACUUUGAAAAGCACGUCAUUCGAAAGCUGGGUCUGAUUGAGAGUGCUGUUUCAAGUCUCGAGAGGAGAGUUUCGCUUCUUGAAGAUGUUGUGCUCAAACGAAGCUGAGCAUUUGGUGGGAAGAUAUUUCGUUCGUUCUAUUUCUCUAUUGAAGCAAGUUUAUUUUUUAAUUGUGCAUAGUAUUGAACGAAUUUAUUUUAGUAGCAAUCAAAGGUCUAAUAGAAACCAGUCACAACACAUAAACCCUGUCGCAUUUACUAUAUAUUAAUAACCAUUUCUUGCUGGUUCAUUCGUUCGGAUGAAAUUAGCACAUAGUUACACAAUAUGCCUGCCCAAUUUGCGUUUGCGCUGCUACCUAUUCGUAACGUAAAAAUAAACUGGACUCAUUCCUCUCGUUGUCGCAAAAUAUCAAA
Messenger RNA from Aedes albopictus (Asian tiger mosquito), 1876 nucleotides. It is a transcript of the gene Poc1, whose product is annotated as POC1 centriolar protein homolog. The coding region runs from base 150 to 1292 and encodes 380 amino acids. Lineage: Eukaryota; Metazoa; Arthropoda; Insecta; Diptera; Culicidae. The record is from RefSeq and is a predicted model, not a curated record. Gene Ontology annotation, cellular component: centriole; transcription factor TFIID complex; ciliary basal body. Gene Ontology annotation, biological process: cilium assembly; transcription initiation at RNA polymerase II promoter. The transcript has 3 exons. Gene Ontology annotation, molecular function: protein binding; RNA polymerase II general transcription initiation factor activity.